Patiria miniata (bat star) is the source of this 894-nucleotide messenger RNA. RefSeq lists its product as uncharacterized. The transcript has 3 exons. Gene Ontology annotation, molecular function: zinc ion binding. NCBI's taxonomy places the organism in Eukaryota, Metazoa, Echinodermata, Asteroidea, Valvatida, Asterinidae. The record is from RefSeq and is a predicted model, not a curated record. The coding region runs from base 164 to 826 and encodes 220 amino acids.
ACAGCUCACCAAAAGAUUCAACUUCAAUGGACCGUUCCGGCUUUGGCUAUAAGCCCCGCCCACCUUAGCAACGGCAUGGCAACGCCAUUAGCUCGGUCAAGUUCAGGUCAAAGUUAAGUAAACAUACACACGAUACGCAUGUACGUCCGUACACACAUCAACAAUGACGACGACGAGAGUGGAUAUUUUGCCAAAGGCGGUAGAUUUAAAUUCUUUUGGAAAGGAACAAAUUAGUAAACGGAGUAGAGUGAGGGGCUACAAUUUCUUUAAGAAUGGAUAUGUCCAUAAAAUUGCGCUGGAGCUAUUGAAGGAGGGUGAGGUGGCAGUUCAAGGGAAAUGCUUCAGAAGCAUGCGGAAAAGCGAUACACCGCAUUCCUUGAACGUGUGCUUUGGACGAGAUCAGGGUCUCAUAGCAGAAAGUAGAUGCAGCUGUGUAGCUGGGUUGUCAGGUACUUGUGCCCACAUCAUAGCACUGAUUUACACCCUGAGGCACUACCAGGACCUGGGGCUGAAGGAAAUUCCGGGGCAAUUGUCAUGUACAAGCCUGCCACAGCAAUGGCACAAACCCUGUGGGUGUAAAAUUCGACCCCAAUCUGUGGCAGGCUUGGUCAUGGCAAAGCCAAAGAAAACAAGAAAGAGGCAGCCUGUUGCAGCAAAAGUGACUAAGCAAAGUGUGUUGCUGCCUACUUGUGGUGAAAUCAAGCAACUGAAGGCCCUAGCAAACACACCACUAAACUACCUCCUUCACGAGGAUGCUGAACUGUCUGAUACGCCCCUAGGACAAGUUCAGAGGAGAUCAAGUCUGAAUUAUCAGGUAUUCUUUUGAAAAACAACGUAAGGGUCACAUGACCUUGAAAUUGCAGCUGACACACUUUCAGACCAGUAUAAUGCAAC